AUGCCUCCAGAUAUAGCACUACCGAUUCAACGUGCGAAAUUUGUACCUCCGCCUCUACAGCAGCCAGCAGCACCGGAGCUGCCAGCAUCGACGUCGACCGACAGCUCAAGUCGGUCGCCAUUCACCUCCCAGGCCUCGGAGUUGUCAAGAGCGACAACCAUUGACUGUGAGACGUCCUUAGCUUCUGACCCACGGCUCCAGGAGCUGGCUUUGAUGAGAUGGUGGUGCGUGAAAGGCUAUGCAGCUCUGGUCCGGAAGGGCACUCUUGAUCGGGAGAUCUGGAUAGGUCCGGUGAUUGACAUGGCUUUGGAGUAUCCUUGGCUUAUGGACCUUAUUUUCGCCUUGUCUGCGACUCACAUCGCUGCGGAGUCAAGCAAGUCCUCAGAACGCUCAGCGUACACCAGUCUGGCCCUUGAGUAUCAAAGCCGUGCGAUUGCUGCGGCUCGCCCUUCUCUUGAGGAUGUCAGUGCCACAAACUGCCAUGCGCUCUUUGCAUUUACCGUGCUCAACAUCCCGACAAGUAUCGUCCUGGCUCAACUCCCGGUUGGCGCCAACGACCUGGGCAGGAGUCCAGUAGAAAGCAUCGUAAUUUCCGGUCAGUGGAUAACAUCUCUGAUUAGUCUCAUGAACGGUGCGGAAAAAUGGCUGCGUGGCGGUCCUUUCCAGCUGGCUUUCGACAAAUGCGACGAUCCAAACAUGUACGACGAAUCCUUUCGACCAGCCAUGCAACGGUUACUAUCACUCUUGACACGGUCCAAAUAUGCCGGCCGAGGCUACACAAAGCAAUUCGAUCUGUUCAGCCGUGGUGUGGAGUUGCUGGAGUCUUACUUCUGCAGAGAGAAGAGCAUGGCCAUCGGUUGGCCGGCCGAGCUAGGGCCCGAGUUCUUCGAGCAGGUCCAUGCGAAGGAUUCGUUCGCAUUAUUGCUGACCAUGCACUGGGGAGUGCUACUGCAUUCCUUGGAGAUGUGGUGGGGUUCAUUCACGGGAAAGCGACUGGUUGACCAGAUUGGCAGAGAUUUCGGUGAAUGUGAGAACGAGCAGACUCGCGAAGCCAUACAUUGGGCUCGAGUACAAGUUGGUCUAGAUAUCAAGAUGACGUGGAGUCAGUGA
Messenger RNA from Cyphellophora attinorum, 1110 nucleotides. RefSeq lists its product as uncharacterized. The transcript has 2 exons. NCBI's taxonomy places the organism in Eukaryota, Fungi, Ascomycota, Eurotiomycetes, Chaetothyriales, Cyphellophoraceae. Gene Ontology annotation, molecular function: DNA-binding transcription activator activity, RNA polymerase II-specific. Gene Ontology annotation, biological process: regulation of transcription by RNA polymerase II. The record is from RefSeq and is a predicted model, not a curated record. The coding region runs from base 1 to 1110 and encodes 369 amino acids.